GCACGCUUAGCUGGCUGGCUGAAUAUUACCUGAAUUUACCACCGUUUUUCGAACGUUCGUUAAAGUGGCGAGGCUUUGCGUGCAUUUGACAGGAAAUAUGCUGAGCCAAGCUUUACGUAAUGGACCGCUUCAUCCUCGACUCUUUUCUGCUCGUUCGAACGAACACACUCGACCACAAAACACGCAGGUGACGACUUCUCCAAGGGAUCCUCUCUCUGAGAAUUCGCGCGCGCCUUUUCUUCGUGCUAUCAGCUCACGGUUGGGACCAUCGGCCGCCAGUGUGUUACGUUCACAGCCUGUUUCCUCGACGCCGCAGAAACGAUUCAGGAAGAAGCACGAUACUCGGGCAAACAAGCUCGCGAUAUCGAAUUUCUCGUCCAUCGCGAGUUGAUGGUAUCACACGAGUGGAUCCUAUAGAAUGGACGGGCAGAGCAAGGAUAAUGAUACAUCGACGCUUCAAUGGCCGGAUUAUCUUGUCAUCGGUCUAAUGCUGUCGAUCUCAACCGGCAUUGGGAUCUACUACCGAUUCACCGGAGGCAGGCAACGCACGGCCGAGGAGUACUUCUCAGCCAAUCGAACGAUGGGCGUCGUUCCUUUAUCGAUCGCACUGAUGGUGUCUUUCAUGUCAGCGAUCACGGUGCUAGGAAUCAGCGCAGAAACUUACAUUCACGGCACGCAAGUCACGCUGUUGUACCUGGGUGGUUUCUUUGGUACACCAGUCGUCUUGUAUCUUUAUCUUCCCGUUUUCUCGGAAUUGAACACCAUGAGUGUCUAUGAGUAUCUAGAAAAACGAUUUGGAGUAGGAGCACGACUACUAGCCAGCACUGCUAACUUCCUGCAGCUACUUUUAUACACUGGAAUAGUAUUAUUCGCGCCUUCGUUGGCACUAGAAGCGACCACAGGUCUAUCAGGGAACAUGAGCAUCGUGCUGAUCGGCCUGAUUUGCACCUUCUACUCGACCGUAGGUGGCAUCAAGGCUGUCCUCAUCACCGACGUUUUUCAAGCAGUACUGAUAUUCACCGCACUUUUAUGCAUCCUGAGUAUCGCCGCUAGCGACCUUGACGGAGGCUUAUCCAAUGUGUGGAGCAUCGCUCAAGAGGAUGGUCGAAUAGAAUUCUUCGAUUUCAGGAUUGAUCCAACUAUAAGGCAUACAUGGUGGGCAUUGCUGAUUGGUGGUACUACCAUGUUUCUGUCUUUAUACGCGGUUAAUCAGAUCCAAGUUCAGCGCUUACUCACCGCCAAGAGUCUCAAAUCUUCGCAACGCGCGCUUGUUCUCAGCGGUCCACUCACUUUACUCUUAGGUUCUUUGACAGCGUUCUGCGGUCUAGUUCUCUACGCUGUGUACAGAAAUUGUGACCCAGUUACAUCCGGUAAAAUCUCCAGCUUCGACAAGAUAAUGCCAUAUUUCGCAGCUGAAAGAAUGUCACGAGUGCCAGGUGUCACUGGACUCUUCAUUUCCGGUGUAUUCAGCGCGAGUCUCAGCACCAUAUCCGCUAUGUUGAAUUCUCUAGCUGCUGUAGCUUUGGAAGACUAUGUAAAGCCCCUGUGUCGUAAAUUUAGUAUAGAAUUUCCAACGGAAAAAGCCACGUUAAUUGGAAAAUUUCUUGCUGUGGCGAAUGGUUUCACCUGUUUGGCCGUGGCUUUUAUUGCCAAAUCAAUGGGACCGUUGGUCGAAGCUGCCAUAGGGAUUUCUGGAGCGAUUGGAGGACCCAUUUUGGGGAUUUUCACACUAGGCAUGGUUGUGGAAAAGGCAAAUCAGGCUGGAGCCAUCGUGGGCACUAGCACAGCCUUGAUCACAUGCAUUUGGGCAGUAUUUGGUACACCGAAGCCACCGACACCCAAUCUUCCGCUAUCUGUGGAAGGCUGCGACAAUUCCACCUUACUCCUCUAUCAUCAAAACGCAACUUUAUUCGAAGACCCCGUGGACGAUUCGUCGUACUUUUAUUUGUAUCGUAUAUCGUAUAUGUGGUAUAAUCCACUUGGACUGGCAAUCACGUUGAUCGUAGGCUUCGUAACCAGCCUGAUCACGAAUAAGAUAUUUUACAAGAACGCUCGCGAACCAGAGCCUAACUUGUUCUUCCCUUUCCUGGCGGCGCGAAUUAGGAGACGAAGGGAGGACGCGCAAAAGACUACGAGCAGCCAGGUCUUCGUAUUGGAGAACAGAAAAUGAAAUAAAGAAUAUAAGAACAGCAGCGAGCGUAUUGAGAAUUAAGCUCCGAUGAGAUAAUGGUUAUCUCAGAGCAAAUGGAACUGCACUGCCCAUUAUAAGUUCGGAAUUACCUGUCAAAAGAACUUUCCAAAAAUGGAGACAAAAAUUCUAUAUACUAUUUCGUUGAUGUAACGUACAACUUGUAUAAAUUCACCACGGUAGCGUAUGACAAUCCUAUGGGUAUUAAGAACAUCGUGAGGAAGUGAAAUUCAACGCUUCCGAGCUCGUAUGACAGAAACACGAAUCCCGUAGAUAAGAAGAUUUGCUUCAAGAACGAGCGAAACAAUUUAUCGAUUUAAAAACUUGCAUUUCACUUACGAAUAUCGUAUUUACUUCGUGUUACGAGCAACUUCCUAAGAAGGAAAGUAAUCGAGCCAGCUUCUGCAAGUAAUACUCAUUAAUAAAAUAAGCGCAGGUUGAGAUCCAGUGUCACUGUUCCUUGUACUUAUUAACUGUUCUGAUGAUUUCAUUAGCCAUAACUCAUCGUCAGUGCCUCGUCGUAGAGCAAAUUAAUAAAAUCUCCAAUUUGCACCAUGUUUCGAUUGCAGCGCGUUAAAUUCGCCAGCGCCGUCGGCCGUCGUCUUUUCCUCGCUUUGUUCAUUUGCAACUUAACGAGGGACGAUUGGGCUGGAAAAGGAUGUGAGCUAUCCACGAAUGAAGCCAUCCAGGCAUCUGGGUCAUAGGGAUGACCGGAUUAGAGACACUAUAAUUCUCGUUGUAUCGUUUUAGCCAAACAGCGAGAAAAAUGACCGCGUAACUUAACUUAUCUCGUAAUGGUCGACGAGCAAUUUACUGUGGAGUAUGGGUCGUGAACGACCUGCUAACACGUUUAAUUAAACUUCAUUCUGUACGGCACGUUAUCACACUACCGUUCUGUAACAGCGAAAGACACGCAAUAAAAGAUAAUUGAUUCUUUCAACGAAAGCGACCGGCCGUUUCAUUAAAUUUCACACCGAAAACGAUCAUCACGCCACGGUACGUCCUUUCUCGCCCUCUCUUUGUUCUCCCGUUCUCUCGUUGUCUCUCGCUCUCUCUCACUUGUGAAUAUCGAGUGAGACAGAUAACACUGGUUCCCCCUGUCGCGUUGUUUGCGGAAGCGGAAUCGUCGUAAUUUAUCGUCUAAUUGUCUCGGUGGCACGAUGGUUGGGAAAGGCUUUAUAAUUCGUUUAAUUGCAGUUCGUUCGGCUCGGUUCGGCCAACUGAAUUUUCAUCGCGUAAAUUAGAGACGAGCUCCACACAGGAGGAAAAAAUCUGUCAAGGGAUAGGGACAGGGGAGACACGUGAAAUAUCACGCCCGAAAAUGCUCGUUCAAUGUCGAAUUACGUCUACGUUCGAAUGUGUUGAGCGUCACGCGUGUGUCAGAGAAUUAAAAGCCCGAAUUAAAAGAGCGACGCUUUUGUAAGUGUUGACGGAAAUUCACUGGACACACACGGUAUGGCGAUAUUUUUUGGAAUAAAAAUAACAGCCGCGCCCCUUUUACGACCAGUCGAUUAAUUUCCUGUCGACGUACCGGUGUUUCGUACGCGUCAUCGAUCAGUGAAAUUUUCGUGGGACACGUGCGUCGAUUCGCGCACGUUCGACCACAUAAAUUUCACUCGUACUACCAAGAAGAAUCCGUGUGGGUCUGAGGUAGCUGUUCGUUGAUACAGGCGCGCCCAUCGUGCGAAAACGAAUGACCCUUUAAAAAAGAAAAAAGGUGAGACACGCGUGAGAACGUUGCUGCUCGAUGUAAUACUCGACAUAGCGGUUUAAACAGACCCCUAUCUCUUGUAAACGUGAUUAAGGGUUACUUCUCUGCCGAUAAUGAGAGAAAAUUGUUAUUUUAGUGUUACGACAUAAGGCUUG
This is a messenger RNA of Bombus pyrosoma, 4054 nucleotides long. RefSeq names its product putative sodium-dependent multivitamin transporter. The transcript is spliced from 7 exons. Gene Ontology annotation, biological process: transmembrane transport; sodium ion transport. The record is from RefSeq and is a predicted model, not a curated record. Gene Ontology annotation, cellular component: membrane. Gene Ontology annotation, molecular function: symporter activity. The coding region runs from base 419 to 2170 and encodes 583 amino acids. NCBI's taxonomy places the organism in Eukaryota, Metazoa, Arthropoda, Insecta, Hymenoptera, Apidae.